Molecule: messenger RNA, 576 nt
Organism: Papaver somniferum (opium poppy)
Lineage: Eukaryota; Viridiplantae; Streptophyta; Magnoliopsida; Ranunculales; Papaveraceae
Product: farnesoic acid carboxyl-O-methyltransferase-like
Exons: 3
Coding region: 1-576 (191 amino acids)
Biological process (GO): methylation
Molecular function (GO): S-adenosylmethionine-dependent methyltransferase activity
Source: RefSeq, a predicted model, not a curated record
AUGGAAGCUUUUCUUCUUGAUCGUGCACACGAGAUUGUGUGUGGUGGAUUGAUGUUUAUUUUGGUCCCAGCUAUCGCUGAUGAAACAUUACUUUCUAAACCAAGUCCUGGUUUGCUUUUGGAUGUUUUGGAAUCUUGUCUUAUGGAAUUGGCAAAAAUGGAUAUCGUGGAUGAAGCUAAACUGGAUUCAUUCAACAUGCCGUCAUACAUAACAUCACCAGAACAAGUUGAAGAAUUAGUAGAGAGAACUAGGUGUUUCACUAUAGAAAGAUUGGAGAGAUUGGAAACAUUGUUUCCACUAUCAAGUGGUGCAAAAAUACUAGCUAACCAUAUGAGAUCUGCAAGUGAAGAAAUAUUCAAGCAACACUUUGGGUUCAGUGAUGAUGAUUUAGACAAAUUGAUUGAGCUUUAUUCCGAAAGACUUGUUGAUCCUCUCUCAAUAUUUACUAAAUCAGAAGACAAGUCUUUUCAAAUGUUUCUUGUUCUCAAACGCAAUAGCGAUAUCGUAGAUGAAGCUAAAGUGGAUUCCUUCAACUUGACAUCAUACUUAACAUCGCCUAAACAAGUGAAAGAAUAA